Messenger RNA from Onthophagus taurus, 556 nucleotides. RefSeq lists its product as uncharacterized. NCBI's taxonomy places the organism in Eukaryota, Metazoa, Arthropoda, Insecta, Coleoptera, Scarabaeidae. Gene Ontology annotation, cellular component: mitochondrion; respiratory chain complex IV. The record is from RefSeq and is a predicted model, not a curated record.
AAUGCGAGAAACUAAAAAACUUAUCUUAUCAAAUCUCCUGUUUGCUUAUUCACUUUAUUAGGUAGAGGUGGAUAAAAUAUUUAUAUUUCGUGUGUUACGUGACUACUAGUUACGUGACGUUUUGUGGUUUUCUUAGUCAGCGAAGUGUCACAAGGAAAAAAGGAGGUGAAAAAUGGCUGAUGCCGAGGGUGGAAGCGAAGAAACUUAUCCAGGAACCGUCCCUCUUGAUCCACGUUUUCCAAACACGAAUUGUACCAGAUACUGUUUCGUAAUGUUCUCGGAUUAUCACAGAUGUAUCCGGUUGUAUAACGAGGGACACGAAGAUUGUAGCUAUUUCAAAAAAGCUUAUGAAACCCUUUGUCCAAACUUUUGGGUAGAAAAAUUCGAACAACAAGUCGAAGAAGGUACUUUCCCUUUGCCUUUACCAAAGAAGAAAGAAGAGGGUCAAGAUGCUGAAAAGAAAUAAAUUGAUUCUUAGUUUAAUUUAGAGAUACUUCUUUGACAUUUUUGUUUGUUAUGUGAUAUAAAUUAAUACAUUUUAGAUGUAUUAAUCAAA